Messenger RNA from Paramecium sonneborni, 860 nucleotides. The record is from the annotation of a GenBank genome assembly. Lineage: Eukaryota; Ciliophora; Oligohymenophorea; Peniculida; Parameciidae.
AUGGGGUAGUCAUGUUGCUCAGAUUAUAAGAUUGAGAAAUCAAAAGAAAUAAAUUUUACAUAGCAAAAUCCUUUUAAUUAUGUCUAAUAGGAUAAUAUUAAGAAUCAAGAUUAUUGGUAGAUUUAAUAAAAUAAUGAGCUUCGAUUAAAACUUCUAAAGGCAAAUAUCUAGACAUCUAAAUCAACUUUAAAAAUUCCAGUGAUUAAUAAUGUAUAAGUAAAAGAAACUUAAUAAAAAUUGGGAGAAUAUAUGAUAUCUACUUCGAUCAGUAAUGAAGGAAUAGAAAUUACUCCUCCAAUAUAAUUUGAUAAUGGUUCAGUAUAUGUUGGGGGAUUAAAAAUGGAUUAGUUUUAAGGAUAUGGAGAAUUAUAUUGGGAAGAUGGAACACAUUAUUGUGGAUAAUUUAAUAAAGGUUAUAAAACUGGUUAUGGAAGAUUAAUAUAUAGUGAUGGGGAUGCUUAUGUAUAAGAUAAAUAAUAUAAAGGAAGGAGAAUGGUUAGAGAAUUAAAUACAUGGCUAAGGAAAAUAUUGGUAUGCUAAUGGAGGAGAAUAUGAAGGAAGAUUUGUGUAGGAUUAAAAAGUAAAUAUAAUAUAUAAAAUAAUAGCAUGGAUUUGGAAGAGAGAAAUAUGUUAAUGGAGAUAUAUAUGAAGGAGAAUUUUAUUAGGGAAUAAAAAGUGGAAGAGGAAAAUUAAUUAUGAGUCAUGCAACUGUAGAAGGAUAAUUUUAAUAAAAUGAAAUUAUUGAAGGUGAAUAUAAAUGGAAUGAUGGAAGAAGAUAUGUAGGGUAAUUUAAAGAAUCUAAAAUGCAUGGAAAUGGAGAGUUUUGGUUUCCUGAUAAUCAAUUUUAUAAAGGUUUAUGA